AGCAGCAAGCAGCCGGAGGAGAACAGCCAGACUGAAAGAAGUGCGUUCAUUUUCUCUGAUCUAAUCCACGCCAAAGCGUCCAGCACCAUGGACAGCUCCAGAGCAGCCCUGUACCUGGGGGUCUUCAUCCUCACGCUCAGCGUCGUCUGCCACGGUCAGGGGUCACUGGACAACCGACUGUCCGCACACGAGGAGCAGCUCGUCACCAGAGACUUGGCUGAAGCUCUCGGAGAACUUCUGGAAGGAGACGAGGACAAUCGGAUAUCACUGGAGAAAAAAGCCAGUGUCAUUCCGAGGUGUGAUAUUGGAGAGCGCUGUGCUCUGAAGCACGGCCCGCGCAUCGGCCGCCUGUGUGACUGCAUGAGAGGAACCGCCUGCAACACCUUCUUCCUGCGCUGCUACUGAACCCGCAGGACUACACUUCCCAUCGGGCACUGCGCGACCACCUUCUCGGUCAUCGUCUUAUUCGUGAAUUUAUAUGGUUGACGUCUUAAACUGUUGUGCUGUUCGUAACCUUGACAUGUAUGUGUGAUUAAGGCAUAGCUACGAUUAAAUGGAUUUAUUUUUGUUUAAUAAAAUGUCGUUAAGGCUCAUUGA
Messenger RNA from Colossoma macropomum (tambaqui), 597 nucleotides. It is a transcript of the gene cart4, whose product is annotated as cocaine- and amphetamine-regulated transcript 4. The record is from RefSeq and is a predicted model, not a curated record. NCBI's taxonomy places the organism in Eukaryota, Metazoa, Chordata, Actinopteri, Characiformes, Serrasalmidae. The transcript is spliced from 3 exons. Gene Ontology annotation, biological process: positive regulation of MAPK cascade; cellular response to starvation; negative regulation of appetite. Bases 88 to 405 code for a protein of 105 amino acids. Gene Ontology annotation, molecular function: neuropeptide hormone activity.